This is a messenger RNA of Cucumis sativus (cucumber), 1366 nucleotides long. RefSeq names its product probable RNA methyltransferase At5g51130. Gene Ontology annotation, molecular function: snRNA binding; RNA methyltransferase activity; O-methyltransferase activity. Gene Ontology annotation, biological process: snRNA modification. The transcript has 10 exons. NCBI's taxonomy places the organism in Eukaryota, Viridiplantae, Streptophyta, Magnoliopsida, Cucurbitales, Cucurbitaceae. The coding region runs from base 1 to 1014 and encodes 337 amino acids. The record is from RefSeq and is a predicted model, not a curated record.
AUGGCCAUCAUCAAAGUCGGUUCUUCUUCGACGCACAAGUUAGAUGAGCUUCCUCGUCACGACCUUUUCCACGACAUUCCGACGCAUUGUAUUAUUCCCAAGAUUAAGAUUUUGGCAACUAGCUCAGGAAGAAGUUGUUCGCUUGGAUGGAAAUCAUUUCCCACACUUGAAGAUGUCCAUUUACGUGGUUUCAAAGAUGAUGGCACGGUCAGUUUGCCAAAGGAGUUGACUGAAUUAUUAUAUAGAAUUAAGGAAGCAUGCUUUUCCUAUGGCAAUUACCGAAAUUACUAUGGCUACCGGGUGGGUCAAAAAUUGGUUGAAGAUCCUCGUUUAAAGGUUUUCAAGAAAGAAUGGUUUGAAGGCAAGGAUUGCCUGGAUAUUGGGUGCAAUAAUGGGAUAGUUACCAUCCAGAUAGCUAGAAAGUUUAAUUGCCGGAGUAUUCUUGGUGUUGAUAUUGACUCUGAUCGAGUUGACGAUGCUUAUUGGAAUCUUAGAAGGGAAAUAAGACUGAGUGAUGGGAACCCUGAUAAUGGUUUGAAGUGCCGUGCUUCCAAAGCUUCAAGGAUAGACUUAGUAGAAGCUUCUACAAGUAUUUCUUCUUCCAAAGAACAUGAUCUUCAUGCGGUUGUCUCCUUCAAACGGCAGAAUUUUAUAUUCAGUCACCAUCCACCGGACCAGCAUUAUGAUACAAUUCUUUGUUUGAGUGUGGCAAAGUGGAUUCAUCUUAACUGGGGAGAUGAUGGCUUGAUUACAUUGUUUUCCAAGAUUUGGAAACUGCUUAACCCGGGUGGCAUUCUUGUUUUGGAGCCUCAACCUUGGAAGUCUUAUGAAGCCAACUAUAGUGUUUCCGAGACUACUAAAAUGAACUUCAGGACUAUAAAGAUCCUUCCAGAAGAUUUUCAAGAAAUACUCCUAGACAAGAUUGGAUUCAGAACAGUUGAAGCCUUAAACAUUGGCUUGGCCGACGGCAAUUCAGGAGGAUUCAAUAGACCAAUUUUAGUUUUCCAGAAGUAAAGUGUAGUAAUAUAGACAUCUGAACCAAAUACAGAGGCCAUCAGCUGGUCUUUUUCUUUCUUUUUUUUUUUUCUUUGACGAGUGGACGAGUGGGGUUGGGAAGAUUGGAUCCCAACUUUUGAGUUCUUGAAUCAAGGGUAUAUUUUGUGACUCCACAUUGGAUCCGUUGAGUGGGUGUUUUGGAAAGAAGGGUGCAGUUAGUAGUGAGAUGGGAUCUUUCAACUCAUGGAUAGGCGUCUUUUGAAGGGUUGUUGUAAGCUUCUUCUAGUUUUUGUUGUUUACGUAAAUUAUACUUUAGUUAAUGAUUUGAUCGCUUACGUAUAUUACUAAUUCAUGCACUCUUUUUCUAUCA